AUGGCAUCAAAAUACCUUACUCUUCUUACCAUUUUGGUUUUGUUCUUGUCUGCUCUCGGUUCAUUUGCAGAACCUAUAAAGCGUCAAGAUAAUAAUAAUUGUGUGACUACUUCCACAACAAGUUUCACUUAUACAGCAACUCCUACAGCUGGCUGCACUGUAGUUGCCAUGGCACCCACUGUUACAGCUGUCAUUUGCGGCAAUUGCAAUUCUUCAGGUCCAGGAGGUCCAGGAGGUCCAAGUAGAAGAUCUGAAGGCUUCAACUUCUUUGGAUAA
Molecule: messenger RNA, 276 nt
Organism: Dentiscutata erythropus
Lineage: Eukaryota; Fungi; Glomeromycota; Glomeromycetes; Diversisporales; Gigasporaceae
Source: the annotation of a GenBank genome assembly